Messenger RNA from Candidozyma auris, 831 nucleotides. RefSeq lists its product as uncharacterized. The transcript has a single exon. Lineage: Eukaryota; Fungi; Ascomycota; Pichiomycetes; Serinales; Metschnikowiaceae. Bases 1 to 831 code for a protein of 276 amino acids. The record is from RefSeq and is a predicted model, not a curated record.
AUGUCUUCAAACCAUUUACGAAUAAAGCAUAGUGACCAGGAAAAUGCUUUUAAACUGUACAGCAAGCAGGAGAACACCUUGUCUCUUCCAAGUAAAAGACCUGCUCUUCAACCAAAGCAAAACAAGAAACAAAGGGUACCUCUAGGAGGUAAGGAUACGAAUGGCUCUACUCCUUUCUUGCAACGAUCUGCUACUACACUUCAACAGAAGUCCCUUCGGCCAAGUAGUGCACCUUUGCAGAAACAGCCUUCACUCAUCAAAUCGAACUCGUCUUUAGGCUUCUCGUACUCCAACAAGGACAACUUGGAUCCCCCAUCAAGAACCACUGGAAUCAGUGGGCUCACGCCAGCUCAAGUGAAGAACGCCGACCCACUAAGAAAUGACCUCUUCAGUGGUGCUAGUGCUCGUAGAGAGGCGGAGUUGGUUCCUCUUCUCGUUUCGGAUUCUCCAAAAAAAACAGAAAGAUCUACUAUCCCUUCAUUGGACAAGAAAUUGCACGAAACAUUUUCUCAAGAAACAGCGCAGUUGCAUGCUAGUAGGAUACCCUCCGGGAAAGCGAAUGUUGAUGUUGAUCCUGUGAAGGGACUUAGGCUUGACAGUCAAUUGCUCGAGCAAUUGGCGGAAGAUGAUGAGAGUGUGGACACCGUGCCUCAGGUAAUUCCACUCAAGGAUGAGCCAGAAGAUGCACUCACAGAGGAGGAUUUGCAUUUUAUAAAGACGGGUUCACGGACCUCUAUCACUGAAAACAAGAAACUACAGGCUGAACUAGAGCGUGAGCACGGACAGCUUGGGCUCAGCAAGGAAGACUUGGAUGAGUUGCUCGACUUCUGA